Aspergillus calidoustus is the source of this 777-nucleotide messenger RNA. The record is from the annotation of a GenBank genome assembly. NCBI's taxonomy places the organism in Eukaryota, Fungi, Ascomycota, Eurotiomycetes, Eurotiales, Aspergillaceae.
AUGAGCAACGAAAACAGUGGUCGCCUUGGCGGGAAAGUGGCCAUCGUUACCGGAGGGUCUCGAGGUAUCGGCGAGCGCAUUGCACUCGAACUUGCGCAGAAUGGAGCAAAGGUCUCGGUUACCUAUACCUCCAGCGGAAGCGAAAAGCAGGUGGACUCUCUGAUCGAAACCAUCAACGGACUCGGCAACGGCUCUGCUGCCAUUAGUAUAAAGGCCGAUCUGCGAGACCCCAACUCGCCGGCCAAAAUAGUAACCGAAACAAUCAAGCACUUUGGCGAGCAUAUUGACAUCCUGGUUAACAAUGCCGGCGUCGAACUCGUCAAGCCUAUCCCAGACAUCACUGUCGAUGACUUUAGCUUCGUCUACGACCUCAACGUCCGCGCACCGCUGCUUAUGCUCCAAUCGGUUCUCCCACACUUACGCGCCCCAGGGCGAAUCAUCAACAUCGGCUCUGUAGGUGGACGGAGCGGCUUCAAGCAGCUUUCCGUAUAUUGCUCCUCAAAGGCGGCUCUGGAAGGAAUGACGAGAUGCUGGGCUGCCGAGUUGGGGAGUGCUGGACACACGGUUAAUUGUGUGAACCCGGGCCCCGUUCAGACGGAUCUCAUCGGGAAUAUUCCGCAGGAGACGGUGAAGAUGCAGAAGGAUUCGACUCCGAUACAGAAUAGAUUGGGCACCGUCGAGGAUAUCGCGCCGGUGGUUGUUUGGCUUGCGAGUGAGGGGAGUAGGUGGAUUACGGGGCAGGUUAUUUCGGCUAGUGGGGGGUGGGCUAUGUACUAA